Molecule: messenger RNA, 582 nt
Organism: Protopolystoma xenopodis
Lineage: Eukaryota; Metazoa; Platyhelminthes; Monogenea; Polystomatidea; Polystomatidae
Source: the annotation of a GenBank genome assembly
AUGAGGGGAUCUUCGACACGCGGGCUCCAUGUCGCUGAGGCCACGGCAAGCCAGCAUCUGGACACGCAUAUUGUUGGCACAUAGGACCAAAAUGAGACAAGUAAGAGCAAAAGUGGUGGUUCGUGGGCGGCGCUUCAGACGGAGGGCUAUUUUAUCCGCAUACCUGCAUACCCCCUGGGCUGCAGCGCGAAACUGCGAUCGCCUCCAAGUCACCGGGCUGGACAUGUGACUCUCAAGCAAACAAAGCGGGAGUCUAGCUCGAGGCGCUCGAGCCUACCGGCGUCACUGACGCUGCCACACACCUCCGGCGAAUGGGACUCUAUAAAUGAGAGAGAGGGGACCAGAGGAGUCUGUUCCGCCCCGAAACCAGGACGGUGCCGUUCUCCAACCUUUCCGCUACCUUUUAUCGCCUGGCAGCAAUGCACUUGCCCUACGCUCCACACCUCUCUCCCGAAAAGCCGAAGGAGACCAUGUUCGACUUGGUUGGUCACCGAUAAUUCACAUCUUGGUGCAGUAUCAAUAACACCAGAAUACGAAUUAGGUCUCGAGCACAGGUCUGGCGACUUCAGCCAAAUGGAUUAA